This is a messenger RNA of Felis catus (domestic cat), 1609 nucleotides long. Its product is annotated as translation machinery-associated protein 7-like. The record is from RefSeq and is a predicted model, not a curated record. Bases 1307 to 1549 code for a protein of 80 amino acids. The transcript has a single exon. NCBI's taxonomy places the organism in Eukaryota, Metazoa, Chordata, Mammalia, Carnivora, Felidae.
CCGAAGUCAGACACUGAACCAACUGAGCCACCCAGGUGCCCCUAAAAAACACCCUUCUAAAUAUCACACAGGGCAAGUAAAACUCUCAAAAGAAAUUUAAAAAUAUUUUGAACUAAAUGAAAACACAAUUUGUCAAAAGUUGUGGGAUACAGUGAAAGCAGUGCUUAGAGGGAAAUUUAUAGCAUGGAAUGCAUAUGUUAGAAAAUACGAAAGAUUUAAAAUCAAUCAUCUAAGUUUCCAUGCUAGGAAACUAGAAAAAAAGAGCUAAUUAAAUUCAAAGUAGGCAGAAAAAAGAAAUAAUACAAAUUAGAACGAAAAAGCCAAUGAAAUUGAGAAUAGGAAAUCAAUUGAGAAAAUUAAUGAAACCAAAAGCUGGUUCUUUGAAAAGAUCAAUGAAAUUGAUAAACCUCAAGCCUGGCUAACUAAUUAAAAAGAGAGGAGACAGAUUAUUAAUAUCAGGAAUGAAAGAGGGGAACUUCCUCAACUUGAUAAAGAGUAUCUACAAAAAUUCUACUGUUAACAUCUUGUUUAUGGUGAGAAACUUGAAGCUUUCUCGCUAAGAUCAGAAAUAAGGCAAGAAUGUCCCCCUUCACCACAGCUUUUUAACAUUACACUGGAAGUCCUAGCUAAUGCAAAUAAAGAAGAAAGGGAAAUAAAACUGUUUGUUCUCAGAUAACAUGAUCAUCUAUGUGGAAAAUAGCAUGUACAAACAAACAAACAAAAACUCCUGGAACUAAUUAGCAAUUAUAGCAGGGAUGCAGGGUAAAAGUUAAUGCACAAAAAGCAAUUGCUUUCCUAUAUACCAGCAAUGAACAAAUAGGAUUUGAAAUUUAAAACACAAUACUAUUAAUAUUUUAUUUUUUAUUUGUUUUUUAUACCAUUACUAUUUUAAAUAAUUCAAGCUUUAUUUUUUUCUUUUUAAGUUUUUAUUCAAAUUCUAGUUAGUUAACAUACAGUGCAAUAUUGGUUUCAGGAGUAGAAUUCAGUGAUUCAUCACUUAUAUACAAGACCCAGUGCUCAUUAUAACAAAGCACAAUACUAUUUAUAUUAGCAUUCCCAAAAUGAAAAGUUUAGGUAUUAAUGUAACAAAACACAUACCAGAUCUAUAUGAGGAAAACUACAAAAAUUCUGAUGAAAGAAAUCAAAGAAGAACUAAAUGGAAAGAUGUUCCAUAUUCAUGGAAAGGAAGACUCAACAUUGUCUAGAUAUCAGUUCUUUCCAGCUUGCUCUAUAGAUUCAAUGCAAUAUCAAUCAAAAUCGUAGCUAGUUAUUGUGUGGAUAUUGGCAAACUGAUUCUAAAGUUUAUAUGGAGGAGCUUUUGGUGGCAGGGUCUGGGGAAGGGGUGUCAGGUGCCAUGUCUGACCAUGAAGGUGGCAAGAAGGAGCCCCUGAAGCAGCCCAUGAAGCAGGCCAAGGACACAGAUGAGGAAGAUAAGGCACUCAAGCAGAAACAGAAAGGGGAGCAGAAGAAACUCAAGGAGCUAAAAGCAAAGGCUAUGGGGAUGGGCCUCCUGGCCACAGGUGGAAUUAAGAAAUCUGACAAAAAGUAAGCUGUUUUUUUAUGCCUGAGACAAUGUGAUCCUUUUUUUUUUUUUAACGUUUAUUUAUUU